Molecule: messenger RNA, 8862 nt
Organism: Dama dama (fallow deer)
Lineage: Eukaryota; Metazoa; Chordata; Mammalia; Artiodactyla; Cervidae
Gene: ACAN
Product: aggrecan
Exons: 18
Coding region: 328-8040 (2570 amino acids)
Biological process (GO): cell adhesion
Molecular function (GO): calcium ion binding; hyaluronic acid binding
Source: RefSeq, a predicted model, not a curated record
CGCGCGCGGCGCUGCUCAAGGUCUCUCUCUCAGCACCCUCGCCGGCCGGCAUCUGACACGGGUGCCAGGGGGCUCCGGGCGCCUUUCAGCAUCCCUUCCCCAGGCCGGCCGGUACUCCGCUACCCAGACGCCGCCGCUGCGGCCACCGCCCGAGGGGACCUGCGGACAGGACGCCGGCAGGAGGAGGGGUGCGCAGCGCCUGCCCAGAGCGUCUCCCCCGCGGCGCGGCCAGACCCGGGCCUCCCGGCCCCAGGUGCCCCCGCUGUCUCGCCAAGUGUAUGGGACUGAAGUUCUUGGAGAAGGAAGCCCAACUCUUGAAGGUGAACUAUGACCACUUUACUCUUGGUGUUUGUGACUCUGAGGGUCAUCGCAGCAGCCAUCUCAGUAGAAGUUUCAGAACCUGACAACUCGCUGAGUGUCAGCAUCCCCGAACCGUCCCCGCUGCGGGUCCUCCUGGGGAGCUCCCUCACCAUCCCCUGCUACUUCAUCGACCCCAUGCACCCCGUGACCACCGCCCCCUCCACCGCCCCCCUCGCCCCGAGAAUCAAGUGGAGCCGCAUUUCCAAGGAGAAGGAGGUGGUGCUGCUGGUGGCCACUGAAGGGCGGGUGCGGGUCAACAGCGCCUACCAAGACAAGGUCACGCUGCCCAACUACCCCGCCAUCCCCAGUGACGCCACCCUGGAAAUCCAGAACCUGCGCUCCAAUGACUCUGGGAUCUAUCGCUGUGAGGUGAUGCACGGCAUCGAGGACAGCCAGGCCACCCUGGAGGUUGUGGUGAAAGGCAUCGUGUUCCAUUACAGAGCCAUCUCCACGCGCUACACCCUGGACUUUGACAGGGCUCAGCGGGCCUGCCUGCAGAACAGCGCCAUCAUCGCCACGCCCGAGCAGCUGCAGGCCGCCUAUGAGGAUGGCUUCCACCAGUGCGACGCUGGCUGGCUGGCUGAUCAGACUGUCAGGUACCCCAUCCACACUCCAAGGGAAGGUUGCUAUGGAGACAAGGAUGAGUUUCCUGGUGUGAGAACCUAUGGCAUCCGUGACACCAAUGAAACCUAUGAUGUGUACUGCUUCGCGGAGGAGAUGGAGGGCGAGGUCUUCUAUGCAACAUCCCCGGAGAAGUUCACCUUUCAGGAGGCAGCCAACGAGUGCCGGCGGCUGGGCGCCCGGCUGGCCACCACGGGCCAACUCUACCUGGCCUGGCAAGGUGGCAUGGACAUGUGCAGCGCCGGCUGGCUAGCUGACCGCAGCGUGCGAUACCCCAUCUCCAAGGCCCGGCCAAACUGCGGGGGCAACCUCCUGGGAGUGAGGACCGUCUACCUGCACGCCAACCAGACGGGCUACCCUGACCCUUCAUCCCGCUACGACGCCAUCUGCUACACAGGUGAAGACUUUGUAGACAUCCCAGAAAACUUUUUCGGGGUGGGCGGCGAGGAGGACAUCACCAUCCAGACAGUGACCUGGCCUGACGUGGAGCUGCCCCUGCCCCGAAACAUCACGGAGGGUGAAGCUCGAGGCAACGUGAUCCUCACGGCGAAGCCCGACUUUGAAGUCUCUCCCACCGCCCCGGAACCUGAAGAGCCUUUCACGUUUGUCCCUGAAGUAAGGGCCACUGCAUUCCCCACAGUGGAGAACAGGACUGGAGAGGCCACCCGGCCCUGGGCCUUUCCCGGAGAGUCCACGCCCGGCCUGGAAGCCCCCACGGCCUUCACCAGCGAGGACCUCGUCGUGCAGGUGACCUUAGCCCCAGGUGCAGCCGAGGUCCCUGGGCAGCCACGACUGCCAGGGGGAGUCGUGUUCCACUACCGCCCGGGCUCCUCCCGCUACUCACUGACCUUUGAGGAGGCCAAGCAGGCCUGCCUGCGCACCGGGGCCGUCAUCGCCUCGCCCGAGCAGCUCCAGGCCGCCUAUGAAGCAGGCUACGAGCAGUGUGACGCCGGCUGGCUGCAGGACCAGACAGUCAGAUACCCCAUUGUGAGCCCGCGGACCCCCUGUGUGGGUGACAAGGACAGCAGCCCAGGGGUCAGGACCUACGGCGUGCGGCCACCAUCAGAAACCUACGAUGUCUACUGCUACGUGGACAGACUCGAGGGGGAGGUGUUCUUUGCCACACGCCUGGAGCAGUUCACCUUCCGGGAAGCCCAGGAGUUCUGUGAAUCCCAAAACGCCACCCUGGCCACCACGGGCCAGCUCUACGCUGCCUGGAGCCGCGGUCUGGACAAGUGCUACGCCGGCUGGCUGUCCGACGGCAGCCUCCGCUACCCCAUUGUCACCCCGAGGCCCGCCUGCGGCGGCGACAAACCAGGCGUGAGAACCGUCUACCUCUACCCCAACCAGACGGGCCUCCUGGAUCCGCUGUCCCGGCACCACGCCUUCUGCUUCCGAGGUGUUUCAGUGGCGCCCUCUCCAGGAGAAGAGGAGGGUAGCACACCCACAGCAGGCCCUGACGUGGAGGAUUGGAUCGUGACCCAGGUGGGGCCUGGCGUGGCUGCUGUCCCCGUCGGGGAGGAGACGACUGCAACCCCAGGCUUCACCACUGAGCCAGAAAACAAGACGGAAUGGGAACUCACCUACACCCCAGCGGGCACUUUCCCACUACCAGGGAUCCCUCCUACAUGGCCUCCCACUGGCGCAGCAACAGAAGAGCACACAGAAGGCCCUUCUGCAACGGAAGUGCCCUCAGCCUCAGAGAAGCCAUUCCCCUCAGAGGAACCAUUCCCCCCAGAGGAACCAUUCCCCUCAGAGAAACCAUUCCCCCCAGAGGAACUGUUCCCUUCAGAGAAGCCGUUCCCCUCAGAGAAGCCAUUCCCCUCAGAGAAGCCGUUCCCCUCAGAGGAACCAUUCCCCCCAGAGGAACCAUUCCCCUCAGAAAAACCAUUCCCCCCAGAGGAACUGUUCCCCUCAGAGAAGCCAUUCCCCUCAGAGGAGCCAUUCCCCUCAGAGAAGCCAUUCCCCCCAGAGGAACCAUUCCCCUCAGAGAAACCAAUCCCCUCAGAGGAGCCUUUCCCCUCAGAGAAGCCAUUCCCCUCAGAGGAGCCAUUCCCCUCAGAGGAGCCAUCCACACUUUCAGCCCCAGUGCCCAGCAGGACUGAGCUGCCAAGCUCUGGGGAGGCAUCUGGGGUGCCCGAAGUCAGUGGUGACUUCACAGGCAGUGGAGAAAUUUCAGGACACCUAGACUUCAGUGGGCAGCCCUCAGGGGAAAGUGCAAGUGGACUGCCCUCUGAAGACCUUGACUCCAGUGGGCUCACCUCUACAGUGGGCUCAGGCCUGCCUGUGGAAAGUGGACUGCCUUCAGGGGAAGAAGAGAGAAUUACAUGGACCAGUGCUCCUAAAGUUGACAGGUUGCCCUCUGGGGGUGAGGGCCCAGAAGUUUCUGCUUCUGGAGUAGAGGACAUCAGUGGACUUCCUUCUGGAGGAGAGGUUCAUCUAGAGAUCUCUGCCUCUGGAGUAGAGGACAUCAGUGGACUUCCCUCUGGAGGAGAGGUUCAUCUAGAGAUCUCUGCCUCUGGAGUAGAGGACAUCAGUGGACUUCCUUCUGGAGGAGAGGUUCAUCUAGAGAUCUCUGCCUCUGGAGUAGAGGACCUAAGUAAACUUCCUUCUGGAGAAGGUCCAGAAAUCUCUGCCUCUGGAGUAGAGGACCUCAGUGGACUUCCUUCUGGAGAAGAAGGUCAUCUAGAGAUCUCUGCCUCUGGAGUAGAAGACCUCAGUGUAAUUCCUUCUGGAGAAGGUCCAGAAGUCUCUGCUUCUGGAGUAGAGGACCUUAGUAGACUUCCUUCUGGAGAAGGUCCAGAAGUCUCUGCUUCUGGAGUAGAGGACCUCAGUGGACUUCCUUCUGGAGAAGGUCCAGAAGUCUCUGUUUCUGGAGUAGAGGACCUCAGUGGACUUCCUUCUGGAGAAGGUCCAGAAGUCUCUGUUUCUGGAGUAGAGGACCUCAGCGGACUUCCUUCUGGAGAAGGUCCAGAAGUCUCUGUUUCUGGAGUAGAGGACCUCAGCGGACUUCCUUCUGGAGAAGGUCCAGAAGUCUCUGUUUCUGGAGUAGAGGACCUCAGCGGACUUCCUUCUGGAGAAGGUCCAGAAGUCUCUGUUUCUGGAGUAGAGGACCUCAGCGGACUUCCUUCUGGAGAAGGUCCAGAAGUCUCUGCUUCUGGAGUAGAGGACCUCAGCAGACUUCCUUCUGGAGAAGGUCCAGAAGUCUCUGCUUCUGGAGUAGAGGACAUCAGCAGACUUCCUUCUGGAGAAGGUCCAGAAGUCUCUGCCUCUGGAGUAGAGGACAUCAGUAGACUUCCUUCUGGAGAAGGUCCAGAAGUCUCGGCCUCUGGAGUAGAGGACCUCAGUGUUCUUCCUUCUGGAGAAGGUCAUCUAGAGAUCUCAGCCUCUGGAGUAGAGGACCUCAGUAGACCUCCUUCUGGAGAAGGUCCAGAAGUCUCUGCUUCUGGAGUAGAGGACCUUGGUGUUCUUCCUUCUGGAGAAGGUCAUCUAGAGACCUCUGCUUCUGGAGUAGAGGACCUCAGUAGACUUCCUUCUGGAGAAGGUCAUCUAGAGAUCUCUACCUCUGGAGUAGAGGACCUCAGUAGACUUCCUUCUGGAGAAGGUCAUCUAGAGAUCUCUGCCUCUGGAGAAGAGGACCUCAGUAGAGUUCCUUCUGGAGAAGGUCCAGAAGUCUCUGCCUCUGGAGUAGAGGACCUCGGUGUUCCUCCUUCUGGAGACGGUCAUCUAGAGACCUCUACCUCUGGAGUAGAGGACCUCGGUGUUCUUCCUUCUGGAGAAGGUCAUCUAGAGACCUCUACCUCUGGAGUAGAGGACCUCAGUAGACUUCCUUCUGGAGAAGGUCAUCUAGAGACCUCUACCUCUGAAGUAGAGGACCUCAGUAGACUUCCUUCUGGAGAAGGUCAUCUAGAGACCUCUACCUCUGGAGUAGAGGACCUCAGUAGACUUCCUUCUGGAGAAGGUCCAGAAGUCUCUGCCUCUGGAGUAGAGGACCUUGGUGUUCUUCCUUCUGGAGAAGGUCAUCUAGAGAUCUCUGCCUCUGGUGUAGAGGACCUCAGUAGACUUCCUUCUAGAGGAGAGGAUCAUCUAGAGACUUCUGCUUCUGGAGUAGGGGACCUUAGUGGACUUCCUUCUGGAAGGGAAGGUCUGGAGAUCUCUGCUUCUGGAGCUGGGGAUCUUAGUGGGUUGAUUUCUGGAAAAGAAGACUUGACUGAGUCAGCUUCUGGAGACUUGGACCUUGGCAGAAUACCUUCUGUAACUCUAGGAAGUGGGCAAGCUCCAGAAGCAAGUGGUCUUCCUUCUGGAUUUAGUGGUGAGUAUUCUGGGGUGGACCUUGGAAGUGGCCCAUCAUCUGGCCUUCCUGACUUCAGUGGACUUCCAUCUGGGUUCCCAACUGUCUCCCUAGUGGAUACUACAUUGGUGGAAGUUGUCACAGCCACCACAGCAGGUGAACUAGAAGGAAGGGGAACCAUUGACAUCAGCGGUGCUGGAGAAACAUCUGGGCUGCCCUUCAGUGAGUUGGACAUUAGUGGAGGAGCAAGCGGACUCUCUUCAGGAGCUGAACUCAGUGGCCAAGCAUCCGGGUCGCUUGACAUCAGUGGGGAAACCUCUGGACUCUUUGGUGUCAGUGGACAGCCCUCAGGGUUUCCUGACAUUAGUGGGGAAACUUCCGGGAUUCUUGAGAUCAGUGGGCAGCCAUCAGGGUUUUCUGGAGAAAUAUCUGGCAUGACUGAGCUUAGUGGACUGCCCUCUGGACAACCAGAAAUCAGUGGAGAAGCUUCUGGAAUUCUUUCUGGCCUUGGUCCACCAUUUGGCAUAACUGACCUGAGUGGAGAAGCACCUGGGAUCCCUGAUCUCAGUGGGCAACCAUCGGGUUUGCCAGAGUUCAGUGGGACAACAUCUGGGAUCCCUGACCUGGUUUCCAGUGCCAUGAGUGGCAGUGGUGAAUCUUCUGGCAUUACGUUCGUGGACACCAGUUUGGUUGAAGUGACCCCAACGACAUUUAAAGAAGAAGAAGGCUUAGGAUCUGUGGAACUCAGUGGCCUCCCUUCAGGAGAGGCAGAUCUCUCAGGCACAUCUGGGCUAGUGGAUGUCAGUGGACUGUCUUCUGGAGCAAUUGACUCCAGUGGGUUUACAUCCCAGCCUCCAGAAUUCAGUGGCCUGCCAAGCGGAGUAACUGAGGUCAGUGGAGAAGCCUCCAGAGCUGAGAGUGGGAGCAGCCUGCCCUCCGGAGCAUAUGACAGCAGUGGACUUCCGUCUGGUUUCCCCACUGUCUCUUUUGUAGACAGGACUUUGGUGGAAUCUGUAACCCAGGCUCCAACUGCCCAAGAAGCAGGAGAAGGGCCUUCAGGCAUUCUGGAACUUAGUGGUGCCCCUUCUGGAGCACCAGACAUGUCUGGAGACCAUUUGGGAUCUUUGGACCAAAGUGGGCUUCAGUCUGGGCUAGUGGAGCCCAGUGGGGAGCCUGCAAGUACUCCAUAUUUUAGUGGGGACUUUUCUGGCACCACUGAUGUAAGUGGGGAAUCCUCUGCAGCCACGAGCACCAGUGGGGAGGCCUCCGGACUUCCAGAAGUUACGUUAAUCACAUCUGAGUUGGUGGAGGAUGUUACUGAACCAACCGUUUCCCAGGAACUGGGCCAGAGACCCCCCAUAACAUACACCCCCCAGCUUUUUGAAACCAGUGGUGAAGCCUCUGCAUCUGGGGAUGUGCCAAGGUUCCCUGGAUCUGGGAUAGAAGCGUCAUCAGUCCCAGAAUCCAGCGGUGAGAUGUCGGCCUAUCCCGAGGCUGAGGUGGGAGCGUCUGCUGCCCCCGAGGCAAGCGGAGGAGCUUCUGGGUCCCCUGACGUGAGUGAAACCACCUCCACCUUCCAUGAAGCUGAUCUGGAGGGAACCUCAGGCCUGGGAGCAAGCGGCAGCCCCUCAGCCUUUCCGCAAGGCCCCACGGGAGGCUUGGCCACCCCGGAAGUGAGUGGAGAGUCAACCACCACCUUUGACGUGAGCGUAGAGGCAUCAGGCUCACCUUCCACCACUCCCCUGGCUUCUGGAGACAAGACUGACACCAGCGGAGACCUGUCUGGCCACACCUCAGGGCUGGAUAUUGUCAUCAGCACCACCAUCCCAGAAUCCGAGUGGACUCAGCAAACCCAGCGCCCUGCAGAGGCGCGUCUAGAAAUCGAAUCCUCAAGCCCCGUGCACUCAGGAGAAGAGAGCCAAACAGCUGACACAGCCACCUCCCCAACUGAUGCUUCUAUCCCAACCUCUGCAGGAGGGACAGAUGAUUCAGAGGCAACCACAACAGACAUUGACGAGUGCCUCUCAAGCCCUUGUCUGAAUGGAGCCACCUGCGUGGACGCCAUCGACUCUUUCACAUGCUUAUGCCUUCCCAGCUACCAAGGGGACGUGUGUGAGAUUGACCAGAAGCUGUGCGAGGAGGGCUGGACCAAGUUCCAGGGCCACUGUUACCGCCACUUCCCUGACCGGGCAACCUGGGUGGACGCCGAGAGCCAGUGCCGGAAGCAGCAGUCACACCUCAGCAGCAUCGUCACCCCUGAGGAGCAGGAGUUUGUCAACAACAAUGCCCAGGACUACCAGUGGAUCGGCCUGAAUGACAAGACCAUCGAAGGGGACUUCCGCUGGUCAGAUGGACACUCCUUGCAAUUUGAGAACUGGCGCCCCAACCAGCCUGACAACUUCUUUGCCACUGGGGAGGACUGCGUGGUGAUGAUCUGGCAUGAGAAGGGCGAGUGGAACGAUGUCCCAUGCAAUUACCAGCUGCCCUUCACCUGUAAAAAGGGCACAGUGGCCUGCGGAGAGCCCCCCGUGGUGGAGCACGCCAGAAUCUUCGGACAGAAGAAGGACCGGUACGAGAUCAAUGCCCUGGUGCGGUACCAGUGCACCGAGGGCUUCAUCCAGCGCCAUGUGCCCACCAUCCGGUGCCAGCCCAGUGGGCACUGGGAGGAGCCUCGGAUCACCUGCACGGACCCCGCCACCUACAAGCGCAGACUACAAAAGCGGAGCUCACGGACCCUAAGGAGGAGCCGCCCCAGCACGGCCCACUGAGAGGAGCUUCCCGGACGUGCCCAGGAUGCUGAGCCCAGAAGCCUGGCCAGGCUGACACCCCAUCCAGAUGGUGUCCUCUCCUUGUCGCUUUCUGUCAUAUAAGGAAUUCCAUUAAAGAAGAAAAAAAAAAUAAACCCCACAUUGUGUAUGCACCCGCCCACCCCCCCCCAAAUCGCCAAAUCUGCAUCUAAUUUUCCCCCCAAAUGCCAAAGCAAAGCAAACGUAUGGUAACCCGUGGACUGGAGUUUAGAGACGUUCCUUCCAUCUCCCGCUGUGCCUUUCCAGGGACCAGCACAGGACAGGGGGAGAAGGGAAGGGGUUAAGUUAAAUAAAGAAGAUUAUUUUUUGUUUCCUGACUUUAUCCAAGAGCAGUGCAAUCGUUGGUUCUUUCACCUCCAGGGAGAGCUAGGGAGGAGGGAGGAGGGGCAGAGAGACCCGAGGGCUGAAGAACUCUGGAACCGCAGCUGAAUGUAUUGGAUAAGAUGGAGUUCAUCUGUGUCGGGGAGAAGCCCAGGGGAGAGGGGGAGGCUUCCAGCCCACUGAGAGAGCGAGCCAUCAAGGGAUCUUCGAAGCAUGGGGGUUGGGUUCCCUCCAAGGGUCCCUCCUCCAGAGUCCUCUCACCUGGGUCUGCCACCCGAGCAGAUGUCCAUCUCGGCAGGGCUGGGUCGGGGGGCACUUCCUUCCCGGUGGGAGUGUCACCCACCCCUCCCCCCACCUUUCCCCACCCCCGGGACCGUGCAGGCACCAGGGUUCCGUGCACCUAUUUAUAUUUUUGAAAAGUAAAGAUUAUGAUAAUUAUAAUAAUAAAGACAUUGGAAGAGA